Molecule: messenger RNA, 2636 nt
Organism: Trichogramma pretiosum
Lineage: Eukaryota; Metazoa; Arthropoda; Insecta; Hymenoptera; Trichogrammatidae
Product: zinc finger protein 271-like
Exons: 2
Coding region: 130-2568 (812 amino acids)
Biological process (GO): regulation of transcription by RNA polymerase II
Cellular component (GO): nucleus
Molecular function (GO): RNA polymerase II transcription regulatory region sequence-specific DNA binding; DNA-binding transcription factor activity, RNA polymerase II-specific
Source: RefSeq, a predicted model, not a curated record
AUCAGUGAUUAAAAGUCCGUUGUUAGAUGUACGUUUAAAUAAGUAACUUUGUCGCGAAAUUUUUCGGAAUUUUCAGUUACUGCAGUUAAAUCUGUGAAAUAUUUUAAUAGAGAACGAAGAACAACAAUAAUGAAUAAGAUAAAAAAUUUGAAGCAACAUCAAAGAUCAGUUCAUGAACGACUAAAAGACUACGUUUGCAAUGAGUGCCAUCGAGCAUUUACUCAGAAGACCAACUUGAUUAGACACCAGAGAGCAGUCCACGCAGGACGAAAAGACUACGAAUGCGAAGUGUGCCAAAAAAAGUUUGCCUCAAAUCAGAGCUUGAGAAAUCAUCAAAAAUCAGUUCACGCAGGACGAAAAGACUACGAAUGCGAAGUGUGCCAAAAAAAGUUUGCAACAAAUCAGAACUUGAGAAAUCAUCAAAAAUCAGUUCACGAAGGACGAAAGGACUACGAGUGCGACAUGUGCCGUAAAAAAUUUUCAGCGCGAAGCAAUCUGAAUAUACACAAGAAAAUAAUUCACAAAGGACUAAGAGACUCCGAAUGCGACGUGUGCCACAAAGUAUUUUAUCAGUCGAGCAAUUUGAAGCAACAUCAAAGAUCAGUUCAUGAAGGACGAAGAGAUUACGUUUGCAAUGAGUGCCAACGAGCAUUUACUCAGAACAUAAACUUGAUAAGACACCACAGAAUUGUUCACGAAGGACGACGGCACUACGAGUGCGAAGUGUGCCACAAAGUAUUUCAUCAGUCGAGCAAUUUGAAGCAACAUCAAAGAUCAGUUCAUGAAGGACGAAGAGAUUACGUUUGCAAUGAGUGCCAACGAGCAUUUACUCAGAAGAUCAACUUGAUUAGACAUUACAGAACAAUUCACGAAGGACUAAGAGAUUAUGAAGAUGACGUGUGUCAAAAAGCAUUUACAAGAAAAUCAAUUUUAAAACGACACCUUAAAUCAGUUCAUGAACGACUAAAAGACUACGUAUGCAAUUUGUGUCAAAUAGUAUUUUCUUGUUCGGACAAUUUGAAGGAACACCAAAAAUCAGUUCAUGAAGGACGAAGAGACUACUAUUGCAAAUUGUGUCCAAAAGCGUUUACGCAGAAGAUCCACUUGAUAAGACACCAGAGAACAGUCCACCCAGGACGAAAAGACUUGGAAUGCAACGUGAAUCAGAAAUUUUCAAACCCAGUUAAUGGAGAGGAACCCCAAAAAGUAGUACAUGAAGAGCAAAUAAAGUAUGUUCCAGAAGUAUGUAUGACAAAAGAUAACUUGACUAACCACAAAACAACUGAUCACGACGAACAAAGAUACUUUGAAUUGCAUAAUGUAUUUCGAAAAAAAUUUUAUAAAAGUCAAAAAGGCUAUGUCAGCGACGUUGUGUUAAAAAGCGAUGAAUCCAAUCUUCAGUAUUUACAUUUUAAUAGAGAUCGAAAAACAACACUAAUGGAUAAGAUUAAAGAAAAUGACUACACUUGCGACUUGUGGGCAGGAACAUUUGAAAGAGAAAGUCCUUCGUCUACAAAAAUAAAAUCGGUCCACCGAGGACGAAAAAAUUAUUUCAUAGAUGUCAGCAAAAAGACAAGAGCGUUAGUUAUUGACGAAGGAAAAAAAGUAAUUCAGGCAAGACGAGUGGACUACGAGUGUGACGUUUGUCAAAAAACGUUUUCACGAAAAAUUAAUAUGACGGAACACAAAAAAACAAUUCACGAAGGAAGAAAGGAUUACGAAUGCGCCGUGUGUCAGCAAACAUUUACGAAGCAGAACAGCUUGAAAAGACAUCAAAUAACAAUUCACGAAGGACGAAAGGACUACGAAUGCUACAUAUGCCAAAAAGCAUUUUCAACAAUAUUCAUGUUAAAACGACACCACAAAAUAUUGCACGAAGGACGAAAGGACUACGAAUGCUACAUAUGCCAAAAAGCAUUUUCAACAAAAUCAAUUUUAAAACGACACCUUAAAUCAGUUCACGAACGACUAAAAGACUACGUAUGCAAUGUGUGUCAAAAAGUAUUUUCUCGUCUGGACAAUUUAAAGGAACAUCAAAGGUCAGUUCAUGAAGUACGAAGAGACUACUAUUGCAAAUUGUGUCCAAAAGCGUUUACGCAGAAGAUCCACUUGAUUAGACACCAGAGAGCAGUCCACGCAGGACGAAAAGACUGCGUAGGCAACGAGUGUCAGAAAACGUUUUCUCAAUGGCACAGUUUGAAGCAUCACCGUAGAACAGAUCAUGAUGAAGAAAAGAACUACAAGUGCGACGUGUGUCAAGAAGCAUUUGCAUAUCAGAAUAACUUGACGAGACACCGAAAAAUUCACGAAGAACGAAACGACUUUGAGUGCAACCCGAGCCAGAAAUUAUUUUUUGGGCAGGAUAAUGAAAAGAAACACGAAGAACUAGUUCUUGAAGAACAUAAAAAAUAUGUUCCAGAAGUAUGUACGGCAAAAGAUAACUCAACCAACCAAAAAAUAACUAAUCACAACGAACAACGAUAUUUCGAAGUACAUAAUGUAUUUCGAAAAAAAUUUUAUAAAGGCCAAAAAGGCUAUGUCAGCGAUAUUAUGUCAAUGAACAACUAGUCUUAAUUCGAGGCAUGAUUUAAAUAAAUGUGCUGAAUCUCAAAAGAUAUUUAAAUAGAGACUAAGUA